Myxocyprinus asiaticus (Chinese sucker) is the source of this 2616-nucleotide messenger RNA. RefSeq names its product golgi phosphoprotein 3a (gene golph3a). Gene Ontology annotation, biological process: Golgi vesicle budding; retrograde vesicle-mediated transport, Golgi to endoplasmic reticulum; Golgi to plasma membrane protein transport. The coding region runs from base 220 to 1107 and encodes 295 amino acids. The record is from RefSeq and is a predicted model, not a curated record. Gene Ontology annotation, cellular component: cytosol; trans-Golgi network; Golgi cisterna. The transcript has 4 exons. NCBI's taxonomy places the organism in Eukaryota, Metazoa, Chordata, Actinopteri, Cypriniformes, Catostomidae. Gene Ontology annotation, molecular function: phosphatidylinositol-4-phosphate binding.
AAACCUGAACGGAAUCAGCGACGUCUACACGUCGCUCCGCAUUUGGGAUCGUUAAGGGCCUCUCUUCAAAACAAACCUCGAUUUACACCUUUAUUUCUCCCAUUCACUCCGGGAAUCAUUUAUGUAUUGGACUGAAUAAUCCCUUGUGUUCUCGGACAGAAGUUGUCUGGGAGGGAGGUUUUUGUUUUAGAGUGUUUGAUGAGUAUUCUUUGAUGAGAGAUGAGUACUCUGACCCAGCGGAGCUCCGGCCUGGUGCAGAGACGCACCGAGGCUUCGCGUAGCGCUGCAGCCGCAGACAGAGACCACGGAUGCGGCGACGAGGACUACGAGCCCCGCCGCGGAGACGAGCAGGACGACGAUGACAGCGGCGACUCAAAGGAAGCCAGACUGACCCUGAUGGAGGAAGUGCUGCUGCUGGGGCUGAAGGAUCGAGAGGGCUACACAUCUUUCUGGAAUGACUGCAUUUCAUCUGGCCUGAGGGGCUGCAUGCUUAUUGAACUGGCCUUACGAGGGAGACUGCAGCUGGAAGCUUGUGGCCUGAGGAGGAAAAGCCUACUUGCCAGGAAGGUUAUAUGUAAGUCUGAUGCUCCAACGGGGGAUGUGCUGUUGGAUGAGGCUCUGAAACACAUAAAAGACACUCAACCGCCUGAGACCGUGCAGAGCUGGAUAGAGUUGCUCAGUGGCGAGACAUGGAACCCACUAAAGCUGCAUUACCAGCUACGUAAUGUUCGUGAGCGCCUGGCCAAGAAUCUUGUUGAGAAGGGCGUCCUCACCACCGAGAAACAGAACUUUCUUCUCUUCGACAUGACCACACACCCGCUUACCAACAAUAACAUUAAGCAGCGCCUUAUUAAGAAGGUGCAGGAGGCCGUGCUGGACAAGUGGGUGAACGACCCUCACCGAAUGGACAAGCGUGUUCUGGCCCUUAUAUUCCUCGCCCAUUCCUCUGACGUUCUAGAGAAUGCAUUUGCCCCGCUGCUGGAUGACCAGUACGAUCUGGCUAUGAAGAGAGUACGACAACUUCUGGACCUGGAACCUGAGGGCGAAAGCAUGAAGACCAACACCAAUGAGCUGCUCUGGGCUGUUGUGGCCGCCUUUACCAAAUGAAGCUGGUUCAGUUCUGGUGAAGCUGGGAAACAAAGAAAACACUUGGACUGGUAAAAACAGGUUUGAGAAAUGAUUGCCCUGGUUUAUCAAAACGGAGUUCUGAAACUGUCUUUUGUUUUUUUUUUCCUUGUAGAUAUCUCCCUUCCUUGCUCCUCUCUCUGCAAAAAUAAUCAUUGGUUUGCUCUCUUUUGUUUGAAAAGGGAUGAAAAAGAAAGCACACAGAUUUACUUUCUCCUACUUUCAUUGUUCGUUGGUUUAGUUGAAUGCAAAUUGGUAUCUACUCACCGUAGACUGUUGGAACAUUUACCUUUUGCGUCACUGGAUCAAGAAUCUUCUUUUUCAUAAUUUUCUUGCCUCGACAUCUAUGUAGGGUACCUAACAGAUUUUCCAAUUGGAUAAUUGAGCAGGAAUCACUGUUUUUUCUUUAAGUCUUCAGUUUCUUGCAUUUAAUGGGAAUCGAUUAAUUGUAAUUGCAAUAUGUGAGAAAAGCGUAAAAGUGUACACUUACACUAAAGCAGUAUCUACAUAUGGUACAACUGAACAGAUGUACAAGAAAAUAAAGUACACUGCAGUUUAUCAUUUAUUAUAUAAUCUAAAUCAAGUUGUUUUCACUCGUUAUCAUAUUGAUGAUGGAGCAAGAAAAGAAACCAAAAAGGUUAUCAAGGACUAAAUCACGUUUUGAUAACAGAUGAGUAGUUUGUGGCGAGUGAGGUAGAGCUAGACCGUUUCAGGUUCACACAACUGACGUGCUAUCUCAACAGCAUUGCUAUUGGAUGGCCAGUAAAUCAAACUCUUGAGUGGAAACUAAGUGCAGGCAAUUCAGGGGACCUGUCUUGUCUUUACAGGGUGAGAGUUGUCAGUUUGUAUGCAAGUAGAACAGUUACUCCAUGUUAAGUGGUCAUAAUGUAUUUUACCAGAAAGCUUGUUAAUUUUGAGAUCAGAAUUCUCUAUGGUUUUUGAUUAAUGUCCCAUCCAGAUUCCUUCCAUUCUGCUGAUAAACACCCUACAAAUGCUUCAGACUCUACCUUUCAGACUUCACCAAUUUAUUAUCAUGAAUUUAAUUAAAACCUUUUCUCUAGCUUGAACUGAAAUGUACUUUUAUGUGCCUGAUAUUGGUUACAGAAUGGGUAGUAAUCAAAAUGCAAUAUGUACUGUAGCUCUUUGUGACAUGGCAUUAAUGGAGCUAGAUUCAGAAAGCAUUGUUGCGCUGUAGUCUCUUUGUACAUACCUACCAGAAAAUAAAGGAGGGACCACAAAAAAUAUAAACAUCUGUAUGGCACAUAGUGCCAUUUUUUUUUUUUGGUAUUUUACCAUUGAUUAUGUAGAGGUGUGUACAAGUCAGAUGUUUAAUGGUGGAGGUGGAGCUUUGAAUGUCAAAAAAUAAUGUUUGUGACUUCUGACAUUUGUCCUAUGCUCUCAACUCAAACCUAGGACUAAAAAGAAUCAUAGCCAUUUAAAGGGGGUGUGUGUGUGUAUAUAUAUACAGGUGCUGGUCAUAUAAUUAGAAUA